Fundulus heteroclitus (mummichog) is the source of this 5645-nucleotide messenger RNA. RefSeq names its product discoidin domain receptor family, member 2, like (gene ddr2l). NCBI's taxonomy places the organism in Eukaryota, Metazoa, Chordata, Actinopteri, Cyprinodontiformes, Fundulidae. Gene Ontology annotation, biological process: protein phosphorylation; multicellular organism development; cell surface receptor protein tyrosine kinase signaling pathway. The record is from RefSeq and is a predicted model, not a curated record. Gene Ontology annotation, cellular component: signaling receptor complex; membrane. The transcript is spliced from 19 exons. The coding region runs from base 282 to 2927 and encodes 881 amino acids. Gene Ontology annotation, molecular function: ATP binding; collagen binding; protein tyrosine kinase collagen receptor activity.
UGAUGUAAAAACACAGAAACUUUUUUUUUUUUUGUCUUUGGAGCUGAUCUGAUUUUCUGGAUCUGGGUCCCGGAGCCUGAAACGGAUCAAACCAGACGUUUUUUAGGAUUUAAAGUGACCGAUCGGCCAUGAUCCUGUGAGCCCCUGCUGCCGGAGAGAAACCCGGACCGAACGGAACCGAACCGAGGGGGGAGAAGUUCUGCAGCCGCUGCGUUGGACCCGGAGAGAAAGUGCGUAAAACAGAGAUGUAGCGACUGUGCUGGUGUGACCGUUGGACCAUCAUGCACCUCAUCCUGCUGCUGAUCCUUCAGCUUCCAGCAGCCGCCGGACAAAUCGAUCCAGAACAUUGUCGCUAUCCGCUGGGCUUGGAGGACGGACGGAUCAAAGAUGAGGACCUGACAGCAUCCAGCCAGUGGUACGACACCACCGGACCGCAGCACGCCAGGUUGAACUGUGAGGGAGGAGACGGCGCCUGGUGUCCUAAAGGACAGCUGGAGCCUUCAGACUCUCAGUACCUGCAGAUCGACCUGCGCAGACUCACCUUCCUGACGCUGAUCGGCACUCAGGGCCGCUACGCCAGAGGUCUGGGGAAGGAGUUCGCCCGGGAGUACGGUCUGAACUACAGCCGGGACGGACAGCUGUGGAAGACCUGGAGGAACCGGCUCGGAAAGGAGGUGCUGGAAGGCAACAAGAACACCUACGCCAUCUCAUCCAACGACCUGAAGCCCGCCAUCAUCGCCCGCUAUGUACGCGUCAUCCCCAUCACCAGAUCGCCCACCACCGUGUGCAUGAGGGUGGAGCUGUACGGCUGUUCCUGGGAAGAUGGUCUGACCUCCUACAGCGCUCCGGAGGGUCAGCUCAUGGCGCUGCCCAGCUACCCCCACGUCAGCCUCAACGACUCCACGUACGACGGAGUCCGCAAGAAAAGGAAGCUGCUGGGAGGCCUGGGUCAGCUGACGGACGGCGUGACGGGCCAGGACAACUUCCUGAUGACCCACCAGUACAACGUGUGGCCCGGAUACGACUACCUGGGCUGGAGGAACGACACGGCGGGGACUCAGGGACACGUGGAGAUGGAGUUUGGCUUCGACAGACUGAGAAACUUCACCUGCAUGAAGGUUCACAGCAACAACAUGUUCACCCGCGGGGUGAAGAUCUUCUCCUCGGUUUCCUGCUGGUUUAAGCCCUACCUCACGGCGAGCUGGGAGCCGGAGCCGGUGUCCUUCGCCACCAUUCUGGACGACAGGAACCCGAGCGCCCGCUACGUGACGGUGCCGCUGAACCGGCGCGCCGCCAGGUGGCUGCGCUGCCGCUUCUACUACGCCGACGUCUGGAUGAUGUUCAGCGAGAUCUCGUUUCAGUCCGAAGACAUCAUACUUCCAACACAACGGCCAAUAAUGGGGACCUCUGCUCCAGGUUACAGUGAAAGCACCAUGACCACGACACCAGAUGCCAAUAAUACGGCAGCUGCUCCGUCAGCCAGCAGCCAGUCGGAGGAAGGGAACACGCCCGUUCUCAUUGGCUGCCUGGUGACCAUCAUCCUCCUGCUGGUCAUCAUCAUCUUCCUCAUCCUGUGGUGCCAGUGCGUCUGCAAGGUGCUGGAGAAAGGUCCACGCCGGAUCCUGGACGAGGAGCUGACGGUCCGGCUGUCGUCCUGCAGCGACACCAUCGUUCUGCAGACCCCUCCGGUGCCUCCGCGGUCCAGGCAUCCUCCUACAGGCCCCACCAACUCUGAUCCCCACUACGAGAGAGUCUUCCUUUUGGACCCGCAGUACCAGAACCCGGCCGUGCUGAGAAACAAGCUGCCGGAGCUGUCGCAGAGCGCCGAGGCUUCAGCUUGUGGAGGCGGCUACGCCGAGCCAGACGUCACCCAGUGCACGCCGCACCAGUCGUUCAACAACAGCGCGCCGCACUACGCCGAGACGGACAUCGUGCGGCUGCAGGGCGUCACCGGCAGCAACAUGUACGCCGUGCCGGCCCUGACCGUGGACUCGCUCACCAGGAAGGACAUCUCCGCCGCCGAGUUCCCUCGCCAUCAGCUCAUCUUCAGGGAGAAGCUGGGGGAGGGGCAGUUCGGAGAGGUCCAUCUGUGCGAGGCGGAGGGACUCCCAGAGUUCCUCGGGGAAGGCUCCCCGCUUCCCGACAGAGACGGACGCUCGGUGCUGGUGGCGGUGAAACAGCUGAGGGCCGACGCCACGAGUCAGGCCAGGAACGACUUCCUGAAGGAGAUCAAGAUCAUGUCCCGCCUGGACGACCCCAACAUCAUCCGGCUGCUGUGUGUGUGCGUGUCGUCCGACCCGCUCUGCAUGGUGACCGAGUACAUGGAGAACGGAGACCUGAACAUGUUCCUGUCUCAGCGGGAGAUGGAGAGCACGCUGACCCACGCCAACAACAUCCCCUCCGUCAGUCUGUCGGACCUCCUCCACAUGGCGGUGCAGAUCUCCUCCGGGAUGACGUACCUGGCGUCUCUGAACUUCGUGCACCGGGACCUGGCCACCAGGAACUGCCUGCUGGACCGCCGCCUCACCAUCAAGAUCGCCGACUUCGGGAUGAGCCGGAACCUGUACAGCAGCGACUACUACCGCAUCCAGGGCCGCGCCGUGCUGCCCAUCCGCUGGAUGGCCUGGGAGAGCAUCCUGCUGGGAAAGUUCACCACUGCCAGUGACGUGUGGGCGUUCGGAGUGACGCUGUGGGAGAUCUUCACCCUCUGCAAGGAGCAGCCGUACAGCCUGCUGUCCGACGAGCAGGUCAUCGAGAACUCCGGAGAGUUCUUCCGGAACCAGGGCCGACAGAUCUUCCUGUACGCUCCUCCUCUCUGCCCGCCGUCUCUCUUUGAGCUGAUGAUGCGCUGCUGGAGCCGCGACAUCACGGACCGACCCGCCUUUGAGGGACUUUACCGAGCCCUGAGGCCCCACGUGAACCAGUGAGCGCCCCCGGCUCCAGGGGCCGCUGGGCCCCCCCCGUACGGCGACAGGCAGGAACACGAUGGACCGCUGCGGGAACCACUGGACAUUCCCGGUCCGAUCCGAGAGACGAGGCGGAGGGAGAAGGAACCUUUUGGGUCUGUGGUGAACAUCACGGCCUCGUCAGUCUCUCUAAGGCCCAGACGAACUUCUAUCUUCUCUUCUUUGUGCCAGAUGUCGCCUGAAACCGGAUUUUCUCGCCGUCUCCGGCUUCCUUGGAGGCCGGAAACUCGACGGACUUUCAGUCUUGGUAGUUUUUCUGUCUGUGUGGUUCUAGUCGUUGUUGUAAAGCACUGUCUGUGUGUCUCAGUUAUUGGUGUCCGUAGGUAAUAACCCACACUGGAGCUAAAGUCAAAGUGUAGCGGAGACUGUUCGUUUUUAAAGUUUUGUUGUUUUUGUUUUAUCGUAUUUUGACCUUGUUUUGGUCGUUUAUGCAGAAGAGAGUCCUGUCCGAGUUUAGGUUCCCGUCUUUGUGCCGGGACCGUGUUACAAACCCAGAUCUGCACCACAUCUGCUGCCAAAGAGAACCAAAGUGUCCAAAUAAUUAUUAUACAGCUCAAAAAAAUUAAAGUCCAAUAUCUUUUCACUCGUUUCAGGGAGCAAACUCACACUUUAUUUAGAGAAAAUGAAAACCAUGAAUUCAAUGUCUCAGAAAAAACAGAAUAUUGUAAAAAAAAAAGUUAAAUACUGGAAACGCAAAAAUCAACCAAUUACCCCAAAACACCUGCAAAGGUUUCCCGAGGCUUCCCGAGGCUUCCGAUGGUCUCAGUUUGGGUCAGGAGGCAACACCACGAUGAGGAAGACUGCUGACCGGACAUCGGUCCAGUAGACGGGUCACGGAUGUUCAGGGUUCUGUAUCCAAGCGUCUUAAUGGAAAGUUGAGUGGAAGGAAGAAGUGUGGUAGGAAAAGGUGCACUAGGGACGGAUCCUACAGACGGGCUUCAAGGUUCUGACCUGAGAGAAAGAACCCGACGGUUGCUCAGAAGUCCAAAGUCCUCUUUUCACAUGAAAGGGACAUUUUCAUUUCAUUUGAAAAUCAGGGUCCCAGAACCUGGGGGAAGAGUGGAGAGACCCAGAAUCCACAGUGCUGGAGGUCCAGUUUGAAGUUUCCAAAGUCGGUGAUGGUUUGGGGUGUUGGUUCUGGUCCACCAGGUUUAGGUGAUUGCAGAUUUCUACCAGGACAUUCUAGAGCACUUCCUGUUUCCUUCUGCUAGCAAGCUCUGCAGGAAUUGGUACCGCCCACACUGCCAAGGGUACCAAAAGCUGAUCCAGUGAACAUGGUGGUACUGUUCUGAUUGGCCCAAAAACUCCUCUGACCAGAACCCCAUAGAGAAUAUAUGGAGUGUUGUCCAGAGGAAGAUGAGAGACACCAGAACCAAUGACGCAUAUUAGAGCCAUCUGGGCUUCCAGAGCCUCUCAGCAGAACCACAGGCUGAUCUCCUCCAUGCCACGCCGCAUUGAUGCAGUGAUUCAUGAAAAAUGAGCCCAGACCCAGUACUGAGAGCAGAGAAAUGAACAGACCUCUCAGAAGUCUGACAUUUCUGUUUAAAAUAUAAAUUUUUUAUUGAUUUAUUCAAUAUUUAAAUUUUUCUGAGAUUCAGGUUUUUUUUUUAUCUGUAACGAAUAAAAGCUUGAAAUAUUUCACUCAAGCUGUAAUGAAUCUAAACGAGUUUCUCUUCCUGAAAUGAUGCUGAAUAUUGAACUUUUCCCUGAUGUGGUAAUCUGUUGCGCUGUGCUUUGAGGACUAAACCAAAUGUCUGAUGCAGAAAGGAAAUCCAGAGUUUAACCCUUCUGGGUCGGGUUCUGCAGCGGUACCGUAGAGAUCUCUGUUAGAUCAGUCCUCAUCAUCUCAAUUAGACGGACGGACACAAAAGAUUAAAGUGAAAACCUCCCUAAACACAAUUUAAAUCAGUGAAACAGGACGUAUUGGACUUCUGCUUCUCAUGAGGUUUAGGGAUUCGUACUGUCAUUGAACGCAUCGAUGAUGAAACAUUUAAAAGACUAUCGCUCUGAGAUUGAUGGGGACCGUUGCUGCUUUUCAACCAGCUGCAGAUGCAUCCGCCCUGCAAACCAAAAGGAUAAAUGAGGAGAAGUUGUGCGAGGAUGCAUUUCUGUUGCUGUUCUGACCCGGGCGGGGUCAAAUGGGAGCGGUCCCAUUUUACCUGGGCCGGGUCAUAUGGGAACAGUCCCAUCUGACCUGGGCCGGUUCAAAUGGGAUUGGUCCCAUUUUACCGGGCUCAGGUCAGACAGGGGCAGUCCCAUCUUGGGCUGGGUCAAAUGGGAGCGGUCGAAUCUAAUCUGGGCCGGUCCAAAUGGGAUUGGUCCCAUUUUACCUGGGCCGGGUCAAAUGGGAGCGGUCCCAUCUGACCCGGGCCGGUUCAAUUGGGAUUGGUCCCAUUUUACCCAGCCCAGGUCAGACGGGGGCGGUCCCAUCUUGGGCUGGGUAAAAUGGGAGCGGUCCCAUCUGAUCUGAACCGGAUAAGACGGGAGUGGUCCAAUAUUAUCUGGGCUGGGUCAGAUGGGAGCGUUCCCAGACGGAGAAGAAUCUGUUUAAAGAAGCAGAUCAGCUGGAAACGGGUGGAGAGUCAAAAUGUUCAAUCCUGUUAAAUGUCUGAUCCUGUGAUUAACUUUAAAGUCACAACAUCAAAAAAUCUAUAUUAAAGUUCUUAUUUUAUAACUAAA